Triplophysa rosa is the source of this 1286-nucleotide messenger RNA. RefSeq names its product actin related protein 2/3 complex, subunit 5-like, b (gene arpc5lb). Gene Ontology annotation, biological process: regulation of actin filament polymerization; cell migration; Arp2/3 complex-mediated actin nucleation. The coding region runs from base 228 to 680 and encodes 150 amino acids. Gene Ontology annotation, molecular function: actin filament binding. The record is from RefSeq and is a predicted model, not a curated record. NCBI's taxonomy places the organism in Eukaryota, Metazoa, Chordata, Actinopteri, Cypriniformes, Nemacheilidae. The transcript is spliced from 4 exons. Gene Ontology annotation, cellular component: Arp2/3 protein complex; cytoplasm; actin cytoskeleton.
CAUUAAAUAUGCGGUUCUGACUCUCGGUACACCGACACGGCUCAUGUGGUGGCAUAACACAAACACAAAACGCUGAUUUGACUAUCUACUCGUCCAUCUUUGAAAGCAUUUCGAUGUGUUGGCCGUGACGCCGAUUAUAACCACAGACUGACAUUUGCCAUCAGAGCGCGUGCACUGUAACGUAAACAGCAGAGAGGACUGCUGAGCGAGGUGACACUGUGGCCCCGAUGGCCAAGAACACGCUUUCUUCGCGCUUCAGAAAGGUAGACAUUGAUGAAUUCGACGAGAAUAAAUUCGUGGACGAUCACGACGAGGCAGCCGAUCAACAGGGACCCGAUGCGGCGGAGGUCGACAACCUUAUCAGGCAAGGGGACAUGAUGGCGGCCCUUCACGUUGCUCUUAGGAAUCCUCCAAUCAACAGCAAGAACCCUGCAAUAAAGGAAAGAGCUCAGACUGUGGUUUUAAGGGUGCUGACAUCAUUUAGAAGCAGUGAUAUAGAGUCAGCUGUUAAAUCGCUCGACAAGAAUGGAGUCGAUCUUCUCAUGAAGUACAUCUACAGGGGUUUUGAGAAGCCAACAGAUAAUAGCAGUGCCAUAUUGCUACAGUGGCAUGAAAAGGCAUUUGCCAUUGGAGGACAAGGAUCUAUUGUUAGAGUAAUGACAGCCAGGAAGACUGUAUGACUACCUGACCAGACCUGAAAACAAUGCCACUAAAAGACACCAAGGACUUAAGGCAAGCUUGCCUCUCAAUCAGAGGAAAGAAAACAUCGUUUUUGAUGCUACUGUGUCCUGACGAAGAAAAGAAUAGAAACUUUAAACAGUAGAGAAACAGAAGCACUUGUUCAAACUGAAAAAAAAUCUUGUGUGAAGGUUCACUUUAUUAUGCUAAUAUAUCAUAAAUUGUUCUAUGAUAUAUUGGAAUGAAAAAUUAGACAUGGUUUUGUGUAAAAACAAUAAUUAAGAAUACAGAAUAUAUGCUGGAGACAAGAAACCAUCCCAGUGGACAUGCUUUGAGUUUUAUGGUGAUACAGGAUUCUGCACAUACCAUUAGGUGAGUUUAAGCCGCUAAAGCGAGUUAGUCCAUCUUUAAGACUGAUCUGAUUUGAGGUGUUUUCCAAGCUGUUUCAGACAUUUAGAUUUAAUUCUAUGUUUUAUUUUAUUUCACAUCUUUGGUCCCACGCUCUUUUGUUUGUGCAGAGGUUUAAUAGUAAAGCCAGUGAUGUACACCGAAGGAAUAUAGUGGGGAUCAUUGUAAAGUGCCUGCUGCAAUAAAGUUAUUGGAUCUCC